Molecule: messenger RNA, 1266 nt
Organism: Perkinsus marinus ATCC 50983
Lineage: Eukaryota; Perkinsozoa; Perkinsida; Perkinsidae
Exons: 12
Coding region: 1-1266 (421 amino acids)
Biological process (GO): mRNA 3'-end processing by stem-loop binding and cleavage; mRNA transport
Cellular component (GO): histone pre-mRNA 3'end processing complex; cytoplasm
Molecular function (GO): histone pre-mRNA stem-loop binding; mRNA binding
Source: RefSeq, a predicted model, not a curated record
AUGGGUGGAGUGCCUGCCUCCGGAUACCGCUCCCUAUCGUUUUCCCCGCCAGCCAUGACUUGUAUCUUUUUCGUGGCACAUUUACGACUCACAUCUGAGAUGACCGGCAGGACGGGGUUCACUGAAACCGAAAUGAGUCUAAUUCCGACCAGUCGUCCGGAUCUAGACCUAGGCCAACCUGAAAUGCCGGGAGUAGCAGUCCCCCCAAGCACCGAACCUGACGGCUGCCCCAGGAAGUUGAGCUGGGCGGAAAUGUCGUUGGAAGAAGAUUCCUUUGGUAAAGAUGUGGAGUCGUCACAACCUGUGUCCAAGACGGAACGAAGACAGGCCGUGAAACCAUCGAGGGUCAGCUGGGCUGAUUUCGGCAGUGAUGACAGUUUCUCUCUGCCUGUGCCACCUAUUAAUCGUAGGACGGUAGUUAGGGGAAAUACAACGUUCCCCAAGGUAGCAGCAGCUCCUCUGGAUGCACAAGACUCGUAUAUUGAGGCUCCGACCGAUGCCAGCAAGCUGGCCCUUGGUGUUGCAGGGCUUAUGACGACUUCUGGGGAGGAGGAAGAGAGUCUAAGGCCGGCUGGGUUCGGCUUUUUAAUGGCCAACGCUCGUAUUGUUAUACCAGAGGAUUCUAAAGGGAGUGUCACAGGAGGCGACUUCCUUAGCAAUUUGCCAGGACUGUCGGAGGACAGCAAACGUCUUACAGGCAAACGUCUGACCUCACUGCGGGCCCAUGGCGAGUUAGAGAUGACGACAGCCAGCAAGUUCCGUAAGCUGAAUAGCGGGCAUAGAGAUGUGUCUAAGGGCCCAUCAUUCUUCCCGGAUCCCAAUGCUGGGGGCCGUAUCGACCCAAUCUUCGGUAAUGGGAGUCUUGCACACGACGCAGAAUUUGUCAUUGAUAGUGUGAAAACACCUCAGACUGAGCUACGACGGCAUCGGCCUAUUCUGAGGGCCCGUAGGAGGAAGACGACUGGUGGUACUACAAUGAAGACCCGAUUGUCGGAGGUCCCAGCUACGGAAGAACAGUGGCGAGCACGGGCCGAACAAAGGGCCAGACAGAUUGAAAUCGGCAAGAUGACUGACAACUACUUAGCAUAUAGAGCCUCGGUUACACCAAGGAAACGCAAUCCAGCGGUGGACCCCAUUACACCCGACCCUAAUGAGAGGGUUAGCAAGAGGGCGUUCGAUGCGGAUCUCAAGCAGUGGCGGAAGAAGCUACACAGUAUUGUGAUACCAUCAGCAAAGGAAGAUCACAGCAGCAGUGAUAAGAAAUAA